CACGGAGGAAAAAUCUAAGGAGGAAAGAAUGGAAAAGCAGAACGGUGGUAAUCCAAUAAACCCUCCGCCCCCAUACAGUAUGGACACGUCUACUGGAAACACUAAAACACCCCCAAUGGGAACGAGGACAAUUCUCAAAAAUGUUCUUGUUGUCAGUAUUGGAUUUAUGUUUCUAUUUACUUCAUUCCAGUCUCUAUCAAAUCUCCAAAGUACAUUAAACAAAGAGGAAGGACUUGGAACAGGUGGAUUGUCUAUCGUUUAUGGCGCCCUUGUAGUUUCAUGUAUGCUGUUUCCAUCUUUUGUUAUCGCACACCUUGGAUGUAAAUGGACUGUGGCAUUAUCGAUGUUGUGUUAUAUUGCCUAUAUGGCAUUUAACUUUUAUGCCGUAUGGGAAACCAUUAUACCAGCUUCCAUUAUUGUUGGAUUAGGCGCAGCCACAUUAUGGUCGGCUAAGUGUGCAUAUCUUACUCAAAUUGCUGUGUGGUAUGCUAAAUUGACAGGUGCAACAGAAGAUGACGUCAUAAAUAGAUUUUUCGGUUUCUUCUUCAUGAUAUUUCAAACAAGUCAGAUUUGGGGGAAUUUAAUCUCUUCAACAGUGUUUGCGGUAACGCCAGGGAAUACCACAGAAGAUCUAGAGUCAUGUGGGUCAAAUUUUGAUCCUACUGCACCAACAGGAAAUAAUUCUAACUUGGAUAGACCGGAUGAUACAAAGGUAUACACACUGUGUGGUAUUUAUGUUGGCUGUGCUGUUAUGGCGUUUAUUAUCAUUGCAACACUUCUUGACAAGAUUACUCUGGAUAAAAAGCAACAAGGAGGGGAUGGUAAAAUAUCACCUACAUUGUUCCUGUCAACAUUCAAGCAUUGGUGGGGUUCAACGCCACAGAAGCUUCUAACAUUCUUAACCAUCUAUAGUGGUAUUGAGCAAGCAUUUAUAACAGGCGAUUACACUAAGUCCUACAUUAGCUGUGCAAUUGGGAUAUGGAACGUGGGUUAUGUUAUGAUCUGUUAUGGUGUAGUGGAUGCUAUUUGUUCGUUCGCUUUUGGAAGACUGGUACAGUUUGUUGGUCAUGCACCUUUUUUCCUUCUUGCAUUUUUAUUGCAUGGAGGAACACAAAUAGCUUUGUUUCUGUGGCAACCAAAUCCAGACAACCAAAUUCUGUUUUACGUAUUUGCAGCAUUGUGGGGAAUGGGUGAUGCAGUUAUUCAAACACAAAUUAAUGCGUUGUACGGAUAUCUCUUCACAAAUAAUACAGAAGCAGCAUUCUCGAACUACAGAUUGUGGGAAUCGUUAGGGUUUAUUAUUGCUUUUGCGUGGAGUGGUUUUUUGGUUACAAAAGUAAAACUUAUCCUUUGUUUUGGAUUCCUUACACUUGGAAUGUCCUGUUAUGUAUUGGCAGAAAUUCAGGACCGUCGGAAAAAGAAAGGUGAUUUCCAACUAAAUGCAACCCAGAAGACACCUUUGUAAAAGUUCCAUUGUUUAGUUGGUAUAUUGUUUGUAAUAUUGUUGAUCUGUACAUAACUGAUGUGGUGCUAUUUAUUUUGAUUUUAUUUAUUUAAAACAGAUUGAUAGUCAUUCAACUUGCAUUUUAUAUCACAAUGAUUAUAGUGUGUAUAUAUUAUGUAAUUUUAUGUAAAUAUAUUUGUAAUCAUUUAAUGUGAAUGAAUAACAUAUAUAUGCAUUUAAUUUGAAUUCAUUGAUUGAUUUUUUAAGGACGAUAACAAUGUUAAAGAGAGUUUUGAUCUUUUAAAGUUAUAGAUAUAGUAUUAUUUGAAAAGAAAUUCCAAUAAACGUUGAUUUAUGACCUUAAAUACAUCACCAUGGUAAACAAGAAAAGGUAAAGUUUGUAUUGAAAAAUUGA
Messenger RNA from Mytilus californianus (California mussel), 1859 nucleotides. RefSeq names its product protein unc-93 homolog A-like. Gene Ontology annotation, molecular function: potassium channel regulator activity. Bases 29 to 1465 code for a protein of 478 amino acids. The transcript has 6 exons. Lineage: Eukaryota; Metazoa; Mollusca; Bivalvia; Mytilida; Mytilidae. Gene Ontology annotation, cellular component: striated muscle dense body; plasma membrane. The record is from RefSeq and is a predicted model, not a curated record. Gene Ontology annotation, biological process: regulation of muscle contraction; regulation of potassium ion transport.